AUGGAAGCAAUUGGUUCAAAAUAUUUAAAUAAAAAUAAUAUUUUAACAACAAGAUAUUUUAAUAAUAAUACAAUUUAUCUUGAUACAAUUAAAUCAUCAGAUGGAAUGACAACAAUUAAUGUUAAAGAUAUUCUAUCAAAUAAUGAAAUUGAUGAAAUAAAAGAGAAAAUGAAAGAAACAAAUAUAUAUAUUGAUGAUAUUAGAGAUGAUGUAUCACAAUUAAUAACAUUAAAUACAACAAAUAUGAAUGAAAUUAAUAAUUUAACAUCUCAAUUAAUAUCUUUAUCUUCUCUUGUUAAUGAAACAUUAUAUUCACCACUUUAUUUUAAUGAAGAAACAAUAAUAAAAAUGAAAGGUUUAAAUUCUUAUAUUAAUGAUAAAAUUAAUAAUAUUCCUAAAGGAAUAACAGAAAAUAAUAAAGUUAUUAAUGGUAUUAUUGUAAAACAAAUAAUUAAUUAUGGAAAUGAAGAAGUAAAAUUUGAAUCUGUUGUUCCUUUCACAAAUUUUAAUCAUCAUUUUUAUUAUGAUGAUAAAACUUAUAAUCUCAAACAAAAUAAUUUAUUUAUUUCAUUUGGAAGAAAAUCAAUUGAUUGUUCAGCAAUAAUGAAAUAUUGUUGUAACUCAAAUUCAAGUGAUGAAUAUGUUUAUACAUAUAGUAAUAAAAAUUAUUAUGUAGCAGAAAUAUAUUAUGUAUUUAAUCAAACAAAAUCAAAUGAAUAUGAAAUAAGUUUAUGUCAUAUUAAUUUAGAUGGAAGUUAUAAUAAAAUUAAAACAUUUGAUAAAAUUAAAGUUUCAGAUUUAGUACAAGAAAGAGAAGAAACAAUUGAUGAAACAGAAUAUAUAUUACCAUCAUUACCAAAACUUACAGUAUAA
Messenger RNA from Entamoeba dispar SAW760, 873 nucleotides. RefSeq lists its product as uncharacterized. NCBI's taxonomy places the organism in Eukaryota, Evosea, Mastigamoebida, Endamoebidae. The transcript has a single exon. The record is from RefSeq and is a predicted model, not a curated record. Bases 1 to 873 code for a protein of 290 amino acids.